AUGCAGAACAGCGAGGAGUUGACGAGGCAAAACAGUUCCUAUAAAUGCGUGAUAGAUGAGGAUGACAUAACCCUGGCUUCUCCAGAAUACUUUGAGUUGGCUCUCAGGGGUGAUGUUCUGGCUCUGCAAAACAUCAGCCAGAAUCACCCAGAGCACCUGAGCGUACGGGAUGACAGCGGCGCCAGCCUCCUGCACCAUGCGACUUCAGGCAGGAGCCUGGACGUGAUCCGGUUCAUAGUGAGCGUGCUCGGCACUGAUGCACUAAAUGCCACAGAUGAGCAGGGCAGGACACCUCUACACUGGGCUGUUGAGGAGAACCAGGAGGACAGCUGCGCUUUGCUACUGGAGCUGGGGGCUGACCCCAACAUCCUGGACACAUCCCUCAAUGCCCCACUGCAUCUGGCUAUCAGUCGAGGACACAACCACCUGGUGGAGGUUCUGGUGUCCUGCAGCAAAACAGAUGUCAACCUAGAGGGGGACCUUGGGAACACUCCUGUGAUGCUGGCAUGCUCCCAUAAUAACUGCCAGGCACUGCACAUACUCUUUAAGCAUGGAGCAAAGUUGUGUCACCAAAACAAGCUGGGCCAUUUUGCUAUCCAUGCAGUGGCUUUCGCAGGUGCAAAGGAGGCCAUGGAUGUGAUCCUUAAAAAGGGUGAAGAAAUGGGCCAUGCUGUUGAAACACACAUAAAUUACUUGGACAAGUCUAAAAGUAGCCCCCUUCACUUGGCUGUUCGUGGUGGAAACACUGAGGUCAUCAAACUAUGCAUCUCUAAAGGAGCAAGAGUUGACCAGCAGCAGUGCGACAAAUCUACAGCACUUCACUUUGCCUGCACUCAGGGUGCCAUGGAAGCCGUCAAACUCAUGCUUUCAGCUUAUAACAGAGUGGAGGACAUCAUCAACAUCAGAGAUGGCGCUAGCCAGACUCCACUUCACAAAGCAACAUUAUUUGAUCACGUUGAACUGGCUGAAUAUCUCGUGUCAAAGGGGGCUGACAUCAACUGCAUUGACUGCAAGGGUCUGUCACCGCUGCUUCUAGCUACAAGCUGCGGUGCCUGGGCAUGUGUGACAUUUCUACUGUCAAAAGGCGCUAAUUUCAACAUAAAGGACAAAUCGGGACGGAACUUCCUUCACCUUGCCACCUUCCAGCCCAAAGGACUGAAAAACAUUCCUGAGAAUAUUUUGCAGAGCAAUGCAGUGAGAGAGUUAUUCUGUGAUGAGGACAGUGAGGGUUGUACUCCUCUGCACUACGCCUGCAAACUGGGCAUCCAUGACUCUGUCAAAAACAUGCUAGGUCUAAAUAUCUGCCUAAACCGCAAAUCAAAGCAAAAGAAAUCAGCGCUUCAUUUUGCAGCAGAAUAUGGGCGCAUUAAUACAUGCCACAGACUGCUGGAGAGUAUCAGAGACUCCAAGCUGCUGAAUGAAGAGGAUGAGAAAGGUCUGACCCCACUCCACCUGGCCUCCAGAGGAGGCCACACUAAAGUCGUGGAACUUCUGCUCAGGAGAGGGGCUCUCUUUCAGAGUGAUUACAAAGGCUGGACAUGUUUACAUCAUGCAGCGGCUGAGGGAUAUACUCAAACCAUGAAAAUUCUUUUGGCGGCAAACGUCAAGCUGCUGGACAACACCGAUGAGGAUGGGAACACAGCCCUGCAUAUAGCUGCAAGAGAGGGCCAUGUGGCAGCAGUUAUACUUCUGCUGGACAGGGGGGCUGAAAUUAUUCUCAACAAAAGUGACUCCUCCUUCGUUCACGAUGCAGUGCGGAAUGGUAAAAAAGAUAUUGCCAAUGCUGUCAUCGACCACGAGAGGUCGGAAGAGGCCUUGAAAAGGUUUAGGGUAGGCUCCCCGAACCGUUGCGUGGUACUGGACCUAAUCGAAUUCCUCCCAGAGUCUUUCAGGCACCUUCUGGACCGCUGCAUGAAAGAGUCAGAACAUGAUGCUAACAGUGCCGACUACCAUAUUGAGUAUCAUUUUCACUGGCUCCAGGCUCCCAUUCAGGCCAGGAAGCUUGCUCAAAAUGACAAGUCAUGGAAAUUUCAGCCACUCAUUGCACUGAAUGCCAUGGUGCAAUUUAACCGCAUUGAACUCCUCACUCAUCCAGUAUGUCAGAAAUACCUAGAGACGAAAUGGGUGGCCUAUGGGAGCAAAGUUCAUUUACUCAAUCUGGCCAUCUACCUGCUUGGCCUGCUACCUCUGACCUUUCUUAUUGUGAAUCUGAGGCCAACCCAAAUCAACUCUACCAAUGGAACAUCUGUCACCCUGAAGCCAGUAUCCUUCAGAGAGCAAAAUUAUUUAAUCUCAGCCUGUAUGCUUAUGGUCCUCAUCAUGAACAUAUAUGCUAUAUGCAAAGAAGUGGUGCAAAUGACUCAGCAGCGCCUGAGUUACUUCUUUGACACCUCCAACCUGUCUGACUGGGAAACAGCCAUCAGCUCUCUGGUCUUUGUGGUCCCCAUGUUUUUCAACAUGAGCUGUCGGUGGCAGUGGGAAGCUGGUGCUUUAGCCAUUCUUUUUGCAUGGGUCAACUUUCUCCUCUAUCUGCAAAGGUUUGAGCAUUUUGGGAUAUAUGUAGUGAUGUUUGGUGAGAUCAUCAAAACGCUGGUCAGCAUUAUCGUUCUCUUCAUAUUCCUGUUGCUGGCAUUUGGCUUGUCCUUCCAUGCUCUAAUGCUCCAUCGUUCUGAGUUUAGUUCCAUGAGUUUGUCACUGGCACAGACCUUCGUGAUGACUGUUGGAGAGCUGAAUUAUCAGAACAACAUCUUUGAUGCCUAUGAGAAUGGACUGCUGGCUUUUCCUGAGAUUACCUACUGUGUGUUUGUUUUAUUUGUCCUCCUCAUGCCUAUUCUUCUGAUGAAUCUAAUGAUCGGUUUGGCGGUCGGCGAUAUUGCUGAGGUGCAGAGAAAUGCCUGUCUGAAACGCAUUGCGAUGCAGAUCAGUCUCCACACUAAUCUGGAGGAGAAACUGCCUUACUGGUUCAUGAAAAGAGUGGACAAGCCAUGCCUCACGAUUUAUCCCAACCGAAAGUGCUCUGAAGGAGUUUGGCAUUUCUGGAAAAACAGGGAGGCCACUGUUAUUCGCACUCGCCUUGUUGCCAACUCUCACCAGCACAGCCCUCUGGAGCAUGAGAUAAGAAAACAGAAAUACAGGCUGAAGGAAAUGUCCAGUAUGUUAGAGAAGCAGCAUAACCUCUUAAAACUAAUCAUCCAGAAAAUGGAGAUUACAUCCGAGGCUGAUGAAUAUGACGGGCCCCAAGAGAUCAGUCGCCCUUGUAUGUCACAGAAGUCCAAGUGGAUACCGCUUAUCCAAACGUAUAUGUCCAGAAAGUGA
This is a messenger RNA of Chanos chanos (milkfish), 3315 nucleotides long. It is a transcript of the gene trpa1b, whose product is annotated as transient receptor potential cation channel, subfamily A, member 1b. Gene Ontology annotation, molecular function: monoatomic ion channel activity; protein binding. Gene Ontology annotation, cellular component: membrane; transmembrane transporter complex. The transcript has 27 exons. The record is from RefSeq and is a predicted model, not a curated record. The coding region runs from base 1 to 3315 and encodes 1104 amino acids. Gene Ontology annotation, biological process: monoatomic ion transmembrane transport. Lineage: Eukaryota; Metazoa; Chordata; Actinopteri; Gonorynchiformes; Chanidae.